AUGGAGAUAAUAAUAAGAAUACAGAAACCCGUAACAUUCGACGAAUCGAUCGCACACUCUGAGGUUCACGCUCACCAGCCAUUUGCAUCAUCGACCUUUGGGAAUAACGAUGAAAUUCGAAUUUCCGUUCAAAAUCAGAACGAGUGCGUGCUACCGGAAAAAAGCUCCCUGCACAUUCACGGGAAAGUUACAAAAGAAGAUUAUUCCAUGGUGGCCGCUACAAAAUUGGUCAGCAUGGCUGUUUGCCAUAUGUUUGAGGAAAUUCGGUACGAGUUGAACGGUGUAGAAAUUGAUCGAAAUAAAAAUGUGGGCAUCACCAGCAUCAUGAAGGCAUACUUAUCCCUCACCCCAGGGCAACAGCACGGCUUGGAGAACACCGGUUGGCUGAGCGUUGCCGAUAUCAACCUGGCCGAUGGUGCUGGAAAUUUUGAUGUCGUUAUACCGCUGCGUUAUCUGCUGGGAUUCGCCGAGGAUUAUUGCGGAGUCGUCGUUAAUGCCAAACAUAAGUUGAUUCUCACACGCACCAACACCGAUUUAAAUGCUGUACUUCAGACAAACACUACCGAGAAGUUUAAAAUUACCCUCAAAAAAGUCGAGUGGCUGCUGCCCUACAUCAAACUAGCCGACAAGCCGAAAAUCCAGCUACUCAACUACAUCGCCAAGGACUCGGCCAUUCCCAUGAGUUUUCGUUCUUGGGAAACAUACGUGUAUCCGAUGCUGCCAUCAACGACGCGGCAUGUCUGGGCGGUCAAGACAUCGACACAGCUGGAGAAGCCUAGAUACGUCAUAAUGGGAUUCCAAACUGCAAGGAAAAACGAGGCAUUGAAAAAUGCUAGCGAAUUCGAUCAUUGUAGAAUAAGAGAUGUGAAACUCUUUCUCAACUCACAGUGUUACCCCUAUGGGAAUUUGAAUCUAGAUAUUUCCAAUAAUCAAUACCCCAUUCUGUACGAUAUGUAUGUCCAGUUUCAAACAUCCUACUACAACAAGGAAGCCGAACCUCUGCUCUCGAAAAGUGAAUUUAUAAAACGCGCGCCUCUGAUCGUCAUCGAUUGCUUAAAACAAAAUGAAUCGUUGAAAACCGGACCGGUGGACAUCCGGCUGGAAUUUGAAGCAAGCGUAGAAUUUCCUCGAAACACCGCAGCCUACUGUAUGAUCUUGCACGAUAGGGUCGUUGAGUACAGUCCGAUUAGUGGCACGGUGAAGAAAUUAGUAUAA
Molecule: messenger RNA, 1215 nt
Organism: Diprion similis
Lineage: Eukaryota; Metazoa; Arthropoda; Insecta; Hymenoptera; Diprionidae
Exons: 1
Coding region: 1-1215 (404 amino acids)
Source: RefSeq, a predicted model, not a curated record